This is a messenger RNA of Candida dubliniensis CD36, 507 nucleotides long. RefSeq lists its product as uncharacterized. Lineage: Eukaryota; Fungi; Ascomycota; Pichiomycetes; Serinales; Debaryomycetaceae. Gene Ontology annotation, biological process: chromatin remodeling. Gene Ontology annotation, cellular component: Ino80 complex. The record is from RefSeq and is a predicted model, not a curated record. The coding region runs from base 1 to 507 and encodes 168 amino acids. The transcript has a single exon.
AUGGCACCACCAAAGAGAUUUUGGGCUAGAUUAAAGCUAUCUCCCAAAUUUUUAGGCACUUUGCCCGAGUUUCCAGCGUAUAUCUCAAAGUCACGUCUAAAGAAGCUAGCCCAAGAGGAAAGAAGAUCCGGUACUACUUCAAUGAACACGCUGCAGAGGUCGUCACCUGCACCUGAAGGAGGAGCAUCUACCACUGGUACAACAAUCAGUAAUUACAAAGUGAAUGUGGGGUUGAAGGAAGGGUCAACAUCCGGAUUAACAAUCAACAGCAUAACAAGCGGGCAAUACUCUUUGGACAAAUCAGGCAGACCAGCAAAACGAUGGGUUAAAAAACCAAGGCUGUUUAAAACUUUUACUGGAUUCAAAGUAACAUGCGUGACGUACAAGCCUGAGCAUAGUGCAGAAACAAAGGAAACUCAGAAAAUCGAACAAAAAGAGUUGAUACUGAAUAGCAGUACAAAUGGCACCACAACUCCAGGUAACACGUCAGCAACAAACAGUAAAUAA